ACAAUGAAAAGACAUUUCUUAUCUGGAUUAAUGAAGAAGACCACACCAGGGUGAUCUCCAUGGAGAAGGGUGGCAACAUGAAACGGGUGUUCGAAAGGUUUUGCCGUGGCUUAAAGGAGGUGGAAAGAUUAAUUAAAGAACGGGGCUGGGAAUUCAUGUGGAAUGAGCGUCUUGGGUAUGUUCUGACCUGUCCUUCCAACCUUGGAACUGGUUUACGUGCUGGAGUUCAUGUUAAGCUGCCCAAGCUAAGCAAGGACCCUCGGUUUCCAAAAAUCCUGGAGAACCUGCGUCUGCAAAAGCGUGGCACUGGUGGCGUGGACACGGCUGCUGUAGCAGAUGUGUACGAUAUCUCCAACCUGGACCGCAUGGGUCGCUCAGAGGUGGAGCUGGUCCAGAUUGUCAUUGAUGGGGUCAAUUUUCUAGUUGACUGCGAGAAGAGACUGGAAAGAGGUCAAGACAUCAAAGUGCCACCACCACUGCCCCAGUUUGGCAGGAAGUGAUCAUGGUGGCAACUGAUGGUAAACACAGCUGCCAUUCUGAGCUGUAUAUCUCUGUAAAAAUAACUUGUGUAAUAAAACACUACCUGAUAC
This is a messenger RNA of Nestor notabilis (Kea), 590 nucleotides long. Its product is annotated as creatine kinase S-type, mitochondrial-like. The transcript has 4 exons. Gene Ontology annotation, biological process: phosphocreatine biosynthetic process. The record is from RefSeq and is a predicted model, not a curated record. The coding region runs from base 60 to 500 and encodes 146 amino acids. Gene Ontology annotation, cellular component: mitochondrion. Gene Ontology annotation, molecular function: creatine kinase activity. Lineage: Eukaryota; Metazoa; Chordata; Aves; Psittaciformes; Psittacidae.